UUCGAAGAGAUAAAAUGGAAAAGGAAAGCAUCGAAGAAAUAGGUAUUGCUAACGUUCAUAGAUCAUUCAGGUGGAGCGCAAAACUUUUAAAAUGCAUGGGUGUUUGGCCAUUGAAGAACUACGUUCCAUUAUUUCUCUUCUUCUUCUCAUAUCUUUCAAUUCAUUGUUCUCUAACACUCGCUCAAUUAUUUUUGGGUCCAAAAACUGUGGAGAACGUAGUAUCGAAUAUGGCAGAAAAUAUGCUUCUAACGAUGACAUUAACGAAAAUAACAAUUGCUAGAAUUAAUAGAGAAGCAUUACGUAAAUUAUUCAUGGAAAUUGAAGAGUUUUCACUCACUGAAAAAUAUGAAACCAAAGAGGAGAAAUUGACAUUCAUAAAUUAUACUAAAUUACCUCCAUAUUUUAUUCUAAUAAUUGCCUCUUCAAUGACGACGGUCGAAGUAUUGUAUUAUUCGACUCGACUUGCCGAGGCACUUCAAAUUGCAAAGCUGAACAAUUCCACGAGUUAUCAGUUGCCGUACAAAACAUUAGAAAUCGUCGAAUUAAGGGACAGAAGGAUUUACGCUUUGUUGUGUGCUUAUCAAGUAAUAUUCAUACCUUGUGUCGUAUUAGGUUACGUAGGAUUUGAUUGUAUGUUCGUCAAUUUGUCCAUUCAAGUAAUUGCACAGUUCGCAAUAUUGUCUUAUAAGGUGAAAACUGUAUUGAAUAAUUCUAAAAGUUAUCAUGAUGGUAUGAGGGAACUUGUAUUACGACAUUAUCGAUUGAUAAGAUUAUCGGAAAGAUUGGAGGAUAAUUUUAAUUUCGUGAUUCUGCAGCAACUGAUGGGUACCACCAUUCAUCUCUGUAUUUCCGGUUACUUCCUGAUGACGGGUCAAGAAACGAAGGAUAAUUUGACAUCGUUCUUAUUCGUUGUGUACGUUUUUUCCGUGAUAACUACACUUUUUAUUUACUGUUUCAUCGGCGAAUGCUUUAUUCAGGAAAGUACAAAUUUUGGUAAUGCCAUUUAUAAUUACGAUUGGUAUAAUUUACCGGUAACCGAAUCGAAAUUUUUUCUUAUUUGUAUGAUAAGAACGAAAAAGCCGCAAUUUUUAACGUCUGGCAAAUUUGCCAUCUUGUCCUUGACCGUCUUCACGGAUAUCGUCAAAACUUCGAUGGGAUAUUUAUCGGUAUUACGAACAUUUUUGUGA
Vespa mandarinia (Asian giant hornet) is the source of this 1187-nucleotide messenger RNA. Its product is annotated as odorant receptor 4-like. Gene Ontology annotation, molecular function: olfactory receptor activity; odorant binding. Gene Ontology annotation, cellular component: plasma membrane. Gene Ontology annotation, biological process: detection of chemical stimulus involved in sensory perception of smell; sensory perception of smell. NCBI's taxonomy places the organism in Eukaryota, Metazoa, Arthropoda, Insecta, Hymenoptera, Vespidae. The record is from RefSeq and is a predicted model, not a curated record.